Molecule: messenger RNA, 3781 nt
Organism: Scophthalmus maximus (turbot)
Lineage: Eukaryota; Metazoa; Chordata; Actinopteri; Pleuronectiformes; Scophthalmidae
Product: store-operated calcium entry regulator STIMATE-like
Exons: 10
Coding region: 444-1478 (344 amino acids)
Biological process (GO): chondrocyte differentiation; activation of store-operated calcium channel activity; tissue regeneration
Cellular component (GO): membrane; nucleus; cortical endoplasmic reticulum
Molecular function (GO): calcium channel regulator activity
Source: RefSeq, a predicted model, not a curated record
CUUACGUCUGUCAACAUGAGUGGGCACCGCCGGGUGGCAGGGGAAGCAGUUGGAUAAAUGCGAACCGUGACCUGCAAAUAUUUCUUAUAUGCAUUCAAAAAUUCGCACUGGGGUCGUUAGUACAGACGUCAAAAGUCACCAGCGAGGAGCGCGCGGGCUGGUUUUUAAUGUCAGAGGAAAUAGAAGUUUGCUCAUCGGGCAGCGGCGUCAUGUAGCUGAGGAGUUAGCUUGGAUGCUAGCUAGACAGCCAUGUCUCCGUGGACGUCUGAGGCAGGAGAAUGAGAGCGCGCUCGCGGGGGAGAGGAUGCCACCAUCUUCCACCGAAGACCGUCCUGCUUCACGUAUCGAUUAGCUGACCCAACCGCAGGAGAGGGACUGGGAAGCCUGCAGGACACUACCCCCCCCCGGCUUUGUAAAGUUGUCUCGAUCACCCCCUGUGCCCCAUGGCUGCUGUCGGUGGGGUCAACGUGCAGUCCCAGCUCGGGGACGUGGCGCUGGCAGGUCCGGGAGGAGCGGGGCUGACCGCCGUGUCCUCCGCCAACACCUCGGUGUCGUCCAGCCCGACGCCGAGCACCGACAGUCGGGGCUGCGAGAACGGCGCCCUGAUGGACUCGUUUGGGAUUUUCCUACAGGGACUUCUGGCCAUGGUGGCCUUCAGCACGCUGAUGUUGAAACGCUUCAGGGAGCCAAAACAUGAGAGGCGACCCUGGAGGAUAUGGUUCCUGGACACCUCAAAACAGGCCAUAGGGAUGUUGUUCAUCCACUUUGCUAAUGUCUACUUGUCAGACCUCACAGAGGAGGAUCCCUGCUCACUAUACCUCAUUAACUUCCUGUUAGAUGCUUCUCUGGGCAUGUUGCUGAUCUAUGCUGGGGUGAGAGCUGUCAGCGCUAUUGUAGAGUGGAGGCAGUGGGAGUCUCUGCGUUUCGGAGAAUACGGAGAACCAGUGCAGUGCACAGCCUGGUUGGGCCAGUGUAUCCUCUACAUCCUCAUUAUGAUGUUUGAGAAAGUCCUCAUCAUGCUGGUCCUCCUCAUUCCCCAGUGGAAAAAGCUGGCUCUCCUCAACCCCAUAGAUAAUCCUGACCUGGAACUCGCCAUCGUCAUGCUCAUCGUUCCGUUCUUCAUCAAUGCCCUCAUGUUCUGGGUGGUAGAUAAUUUUCUUAUGAAGAAGCACAGAACAAAAGCAAAGCUGGAGGAGAGAGAGGAGGACUCUCGGGGUAACAGCAAGGUGCGCUACAGGCGAGCUCUCUCCCAUGAUGACUCGGAGUCAGAGCAUGUCCUCACAGAGCCGGAGACAGAGAGCAGAGCCAGGGGGCUGAGCGAAGCAAUGCACCGCACGCAGCUUCACAAGGAAAUAGGAUUUCAGAUUCUUUUCUCAGCAGAUGACGAAAUGGAUGAGUCGGAUGAAGAUGACGUUCGUCGGUUGACUGGCUUGAAGACAGUAAAGAAGAAGAAGCUCCGCAUGGGGAUCCCUGUUUGACCUGUGUGCCGAGCUGAAGUGCUACGCUCAAAUUUCAUCUGGUAGCUCUCCACCACACAGGUCCUCAUACAUUCCCCGUUCCCCCAUAGAGUCUGAUAUCAACUUCUUUUCAAACAUACAGUAGGAUGCCGAUUGAUGACAGAAGAAAUCAUUGUUAUUGGAUUCCCUUCACCGUUGACUCCUGGAAUACUCCUUCAUGAACUGUGUCUAACCUGGGAUUUCCUUUAACACACUGGGAGAGAUCUUUUGCAGUUAACCUGGUACUUGGAAUCACGGUUGCAUUUCUAAGUGGCACUCCUGUGGUGACUGGGUUUUUUUUGGAACUAUACCAUGAACAAACAUAAUAAUGUUACAUCCUCAAUGUGAGUGAGGUAGGAAAAGGGUUACACUGGGAUAAUACUCUUUGGACUCAUUUGCUAGUGUGAAUGCUUUUGUGAUGCAGUGGUCCAGGAUCAUGUUAGUUGGACAAACCUCAACGGGCACACUGGAACCAAACAUGCAAACAAAUCUGCUCACAGAGUCGAUCACAUCUGAUACUCGUAACGUGUCCUCUAAACUGAUUGUAUUCCUGGUAUAGAUUCCAUGUGAACAUUGUGCUCUUGUUUUCUCAUGUUGACGUACCACCUGUGUGUGUGUGUGUGUGUGUGUGUGUGUGUGUGUGUGUGUGUGUGUGUGUGUGUGUGUGUGUGUGUGUGUGUGUGUGUGUGUGUGUGUGUGUGUGUGUGUGUGUGUGUGUGUGUGUGUGUGUGUGUGUGUGUGUGUGUGUGUGUGUGUGUGUGUGUGUGUGUGUGUGUGUGUGUGUGCUUCUAUUUUUGUGAGGACCAGUUUGACUUGAAGACCUUGCAGUCUGAACAUUUUGGGAAUGUGAGGGAUUUUUUUCCACAGUGGAACACAGCACAACCCGACGUAGCAAAAAGUGGCGACUUACACGUAGGUCGGGUCCCCCUAAUGAAACUAUAUUUAACUCAUUAGUAUAUUCAAUUUCUGUGAAGCUUUAAGGUUUGUGUUAGGCGUUUGGUUGGUUGAUGGUUAAGAUUAGGGUACGCAUUAUGUCAGUGGGUGUCCUCACAAAGAUAGGAGCGUGUGUGUUUGUGUACGUGUUUGUGUACGUGUGUACGCAGUUGGACACCUCAAAUUUAGAGGAAGAAUUUCAAGUGUUUGUUUCACGUGUUGAUGUGACUUACACUCCCGGCACAAUGACACACUUUACUACUGUAUACCCUGUAUGUAAUGUUACUCAUAUCAAAGGGAGCACAUUAAUGCUUGCAGCAACCCUCCAUUCUUUUCUUCUGGUAGAGUCCUUUCCACGGUUAAAACGCUCGAACUGCAAGCACCCCGCUGCUAAUAUCAGCUCAGUCAGUGUCGUCUGUGCGUAAACACUAGACUGCCAUUUUUUCGACAAAGAUUUGUUUGACUGUUUUACUGACAUGCUCUGACUGUGUUCUAUGUCUUUGAACGUGUUUUGUCUCAUUCUAAGUUGUCAGGUUUUAAUAUACUUCUUGGGUGUUAUUUUUAUUUUAUUUUUCGGGCCAAAAAGGUGACUAUGCUUGUUCCAAAAGUGUUCUUCAUUCCUUCACUCUAACACGGGGAGUAGAUAUGGGAACCAUUUCUUGCACAAUUAUCCCAUGUACCAUUAGCUUUCACCUUUCCUUUUGUGUUUUGUGUGAUCUUCUGAUUUUUGUUACAAUAAUGUGCCUGAGUGAAAUUACCAGCAGGUGUAAAGAUUUUUUAUUUUUUAUUUUUUUGACUGUUCUAUCCAGAGCUUCAGAUCAUCGGGCAUCAAGCAGCAUUCAGCCGGCUCUGAUGUUAAGAAUGUGACAUGCAUAGACCUCUAAACUGUUAAGUGACUGUCGACCAGACAGACAAGAGAAAGGGCGUAUGUGGGUGGACGUGUGACUGUAUGUGUGCGCAUGCCAGUAUAUAUUUUUAUAUAUAUAAAUAUAUAUAUAUAUAAAUAUAUAUAUACACACACAGUAUACCUGUAUGCACUGGCCUGUGCUGGAUGCAUGAGUGCAUAGUUGAUGGGAGUGCUGAUUAAUGUAAAGGGACGAACUGUGACUGCGACGUGCGAUGACUAUGUUGCUGGUGAUGAUUUCAUUAUGAUGUUUUUAGCAUGUGGGCGAGGACUAAAUGAGUGUGCAUUUUACACGGGGAAAGUACAGCUCCUUGCCGCAGUCGUGGUGAUUUCAACUUAACCAGGACGAAGAACUUUUAGUAUUUUGCCAAUUGAAUCAUCUAGAUGAGUAAAAAAGGCAAGUGAUGGAGGUGAUAACUGCUUUUCCAAUAAAGGAUGUGAUAUACCA